Messenger RNA from Galeopterus variegatus (Sunda flying lemur), 4390 nucleotides. RefSeq names its product DGCR8 microprocessor complex subunit (gene DGCR8). The transcript is spliced from 13 exons. The record is from RefSeq and is a predicted model, not a curated record. Gene Ontology annotation, biological process: primary miRNA processing. Gene Ontology annotation, molecular function: double-stranded RNA binding; primary miRNA binding; identical protein binding. Gene Ontology annotation, cellular component: microprocessor complex. Bases 287 to 2608 code for a protein of 773 amino acids. NCBI's taxonomy places the organism in Eukaryota, Metazoa, Chordata, Mammalia, Dermoptera, Cynocephalidae.
ACAGGUGGAAGAAGAAAGGUGCCACUUUGGCAUGAAGACAGACUCCCUUAGUCGUCAGUCAUUUAAGCUGAGUGCAUUGUGAUUUCCAAUAAUUGAGGCAGUGGUUCUAAAAGCUGUCUACAUUAAUGAAAAGAGCAAUGUGGCCAGCUUGACUAAGCCGCCAGCGUGUGCAGCGCGGGCAGGACGGCACCUGGGUCUCGACGGACUUGUGCAUGUUAGCUUUAUAGAUUUUAUGUAAGGUUUUUUAAAACUCUGGUCUUUUAAAAUAGUCUUAACCGCUUUUAAUAUGGAGACAUAUGAGAGUCCCUCUCCUCUCCCGCGUGAGCCCGCAGGAGAAGUGAUGAUGGAGAACCGAGCUUGCCCCUUCCAAGUGCUGCCCCGUGAACAGUCUCCACCACCUCCCCUGCAAACGUCCAGUGAUGCAGAGGUAAUGGACGUUGGCUCUGGUGGUGAUGGACAGUCCGAACCCCCUGCUGAGGACCCGUUCAACUUCUACGGAGCUUCUCUUCUCUCCAAAGGAUCCUUCUCUAAGGGCCGCCUCCUCAUAGACCCGAACUGUAGUGGCCACAGCCCACGCACCGCCCGGCACGCACCUGCGGUCCGGAAGUUCUCCCCUGACCUUAAGUUGCUUAAGGAUGUAAAGAUUAGCGUGAGCUUUACCGAGAGCUGCAGGAGUAAGGACAGGAAGGUGCUGUACACAGGAGUGGAGCGCGACGCUCGGGCAGAAUGCGGUCUGCUCCUUAGUCCUGUCAGUGGAGACGUGCAUGCUUGUCCUUUUGGCGGGAGUGUUGGUAACGGGGUAGGCAUAGGGGGUGAGAGUGCUGAUAAGAAGGAUGAGGAGAAUGAGCUGGAUCAGGAAAAGAGAGUGGAGUAUGCAGUGCUCGAUGAGUUAGAAGAUUUUACUGACAAUUUGGAGCUAGAUGAAGAAGGAGCAGGCGGGUUCACGGCUAAAGCAAUCGUUCAAAGAGACAGAGUGGAUGAAGAGGCCUUGAAUUUCUCCUAUGAGGAUGACUUUGACAACGAUGUGGAUGCUCUGCUGGAGGAAGGCCUUUGUGCUCCCAAAAAGAGGCGAAUGGAGGAAAAAUAUGGAGGAGACAGUGACCAUCCAUCUGACGGAGAGACAAGCGUGCAGCCAAUGAUGACCAAGAUUAAAACAGUGCUCAAAAGUCGUGGCCGCCCACCUACGGAGCCGCUGCCCGACGGGUGGAUCAUGACAUUCCAUAACUCCGGAGUCCCCGUGUACCUACACAGAGAGUCUCGGGUGGUCACCUGGUCCAGGCCGUACUUCUUGGGCACGGGAAGCAUACGGAAACACGACCCUCCUCUGAGUAGCAUCCCCUGUCUGCAUUACAAGAAAAUGAAGGACAAUGAGGAACGGGAGCAAAGCAAUGAGCUCACCUCUGGUGGGGAGGUGUCCCCUGUCAAGACCCUGAGCCGAUCUGCAGAACUGGAGUUCCCCCUGGAAGAGCCCGACUCCAUGGGUGCUGACUCGGGGCCCCCGGAUGAGAAGGACCCUCUUGGGGCUGAGGCAGCCCCUGGGGCCCUGGGGCAGGUGAAGGCUAAAGUCGAGGUGUGCAAAGAUGAAUCAGUUGAUCUUGAGGAAUUUCGGAACUACCUGGAGAAGCGUUUUGACUUUGAGCAAGUUACUGUGAAAAAAUUUAGGACUUGGGCUGAGCGGCGGCAGUUCAACAGAGAAAUGAAACGGAAACAGGCCGAGUCUGAGAGGCCCAUCCUGCCGGCCAAUCAGAAGCUCAUCACUUUAUCCGUGCAAGAUGCCCCCACCAAGAAAGAGUUUGUCAUUAACCCCAACGGGAAAUCCGAGGUCUGCAUCCUGCACGAGUACAUGCAGCGUGUCCUCAAGGUCCGCCCCGUGUAUAAUUUCUUUGAGUGUGAGAACCCAAGUGAGCCUUUUGGUGCCUCGGUGACCAUUGAUGGUGUGACUUAUGGAUCUGGAACUGCAAGCAGCAAAAAACUUGCGAAGAAUAAAGCUGCCCGAGCCACACUGGAAAUCCUUAUCCCUGACUUUGUUAAACAGACCUCCGAGGAGAAGCCCAAAGACAGCGAAGAACUUGAGUAUUUUAACCACAUCAGUAUCGAGGACUCACGGGUCUACGAGCUGACCAGCAAGGCUGGGCUGUUGUCUCCAUAUCAGAUCCUCCACGAGUGCCUUAAAAGAAACCAUGGAAUGGGUGACACAUCCAUCAAGUUCGAAGUGGUUCCUGGUAAAAACCAGAAGAGUGAAUACGUCAUGGCGUGUGGCAAGCACACAGUGCGCGGGUGGUGUAAGAAUAAGAGAGUUGGAAAACAAUUAGCCUCUCAGAAAAUCCUUCAGCUGCUGCACCCACAUGUUAAGAACUGGGGGUCUUUAUUGCGCAUGUACGGCCGUGAGAGCAGCAAGAUGGUCAAACAGGAGACCUCGGACAAGAGUGUGAUUGAGCUGCAACAGUACGCCAAGAAGAACAAGCCCAAUCUGCACAUCCUGAGCAAGCUUCAGGAGGAGAUGAAGAGGCUGGCCGAGGAGAGGGAGGAGACUCGGAAGAAGCCCAAGAUGUCGAUUGUAGCGUCUGCCCAGCCUGGUGGCGAGCCCCUGUGCACUGUGGAUGUGUGAGGGAGGCGGCAGGGGCCAGGGCUUGGUGGCGCUGCCAGGGAGACCACCAGUCACACAUCGCUCACUGCAGCGUUGGGCCUCCAGCCUCUGGCCCUCAUCUGUGGCCAGCAUGUCCUAGGGCCCAGGGACAACCAUGGCCACGCAGCACACACAAGAGUAGUUCUCCCUUGGAAGCUGCUCCCAGGUCUGAACGGAUGUGUUUGAGGAUCAACUCUGAGUGACUGCACAGGUAGAAGCUGAUAUCUUAGACAGCUGUAGACCCUAUUUGUAUGUACCUGCACAGACUGUUUUUAUGAAGGUUUUCAUGAAUUUUAGUACAGAAUGCGCCCUGACAACAAAUGAUAUUUGGAUGACAGAUGAGAUGAGAAAGGACGGCCGAGGCUUGUGGCUAUGGCUGACCCACAAUGCCAGGUGGCCCCUGUGCCCAGGGUUCCUGCAGAGCUACUGCAGGGACCUGGUCAGACGGUGCACAUGGCAACCCCAUCCUCUACCUGCCUUCCAUGAUUUCCUUUUUUCUCUGAAAAAUUUAUAAUAGAAAGGAGUAUCUCAGACCUUUUUGGUUUAAAAUAAACACAAUUUUAGGAUCACUAUUUUUCAGAGAUUGCAGGCAAACCAUCAAGGUGGUCACUCUUCAUCCUUGACAUGAUGCCAGUGAGGCCGUCCAGCCAGCCUCCUGGUGUGUCACCUGCCUGCUGCUGGACUGAGAUCCACUUUUCCAAUCAAGUCUUAACACCCUAACAGCACACCUCCCCAGACACCGAGGCCCCGCCUUCGCUGGCCGCUGGCAAAUUUUUUACAAAGAUUUUUGCAGUCAAGUCCAUCUGUCCACCCAUCAAUUUUUAAAGCUUUUAUGAUAUUUUAGCAUUUGGAAAGAAACUUUUACAGUGAGAGUAGAAGGUAGGUUUGGAAUCAUGCACUUAGCAAGUGGACUCCUUUAGGGCCUUCAGCGCAGUUUAUUCUUGAUCCAGAGCUGGCCGAAUGCCUGGUGGCAGCUGCCCUGCCUCCCAGUGAAAACAGCUUCUCUGAAUUUCAAGGGCAGCCGCCCGGUGCCCAGCUGGCUCUUCAGCACCUAUGGACAGGUGCAGGAGUAGAGGUGUGUUCAUACUUGAGUCCCAUGGCACUGGCUGUGCUAAGGCCCCUGGUGUUAGCGGCCAAAUGCCGCCCCAGUCCCUAGCACCCGUUCAAGGUGCUGUGUGCUCAUGGUGCACCCAUAGAUGCAGCAUUAGGCUGCACCCUCACGUUCUGUGGCAUCUUUCCCCCACCAUGCCCCUGUGGAUGGUGUUGAUGGCGCUUAUGAUCAGUAAGAACAGAAUAUCAGCCUGUGGGCCACCCACAGCAGCACAGCCCUUCACCACCUGUGACUGAGGUUGGCUUCUGUGUUGACCUUUAAAAAAGAAAACCCCAAAUCAAGUUGCUAUAAUUAGACAUUUGCUUUGGUCUUGCCUCCUGUCUGCAGCCGUGAAUAAUCACUUGACCGUGACUGUUGUCUUUAAAACAUCCAGAGGCGCCAUCGUGAACCAAAGCUUUGUGCACAUGUUACCCUAGAGGCCAAUGAGCCUUGCUGCGGCCUUGCUGGUCUCAGGCGCCGCCACAGCUGGUGCUGCCCUGUUCCCCUUGGGUCUCUGGCAUCCUCCCUCCGUCCACUAUGUGUGGGUGCAAGUCCUGUGUACACACAGUUGUGUUGCAGGGCAGGGGGCCUGUGCUGAUGCUGCUUCUGUGCGCCAGGUCACGGCUGUAAGGGUGAGCCUCAUUGAACGCAUAAAGCAAACUGUCCAAAAGUCA